Molecule: messenger RNA, 906 nt
Organism: Purpureocillium lilacinum
Lineage: Eukaryota; Fungi; Ascomycota; Sordariomycetes; Hypocreales; Ophiocordycipitaceae
Molecular function (GO): protein binding
Source: RefSeq, a predicted model, not a curated record
AUGCUUCUCAAGUACCUCAACGACCACCUCCUUAGCGAGGUUGCCGCGUACCUCUCCGACCGCGACCUCAACGCCCUGGUGCAGACCUGCCGCCGCACGAGCGGCCGCCUCAACAUCACCCUGUACCAUCGCAACAUCCCCGCCGGCCGGCCCUACCUCCUCCAGUGGGGGGUUCAGAAAGGCGUGGUCGGCACUGUUCGCCAGGCCAUCGUUGUCGGCGCCUCCGUCGCCUACAAAGAGGCGAGGUAUAACCCCGUUCUCGUUCAGGCGGCCAUUCUCGGCAACCUGGACAUGGUGGCCACCAUCCUCACCGCGUACGACGCCGACGUCAACGUCACGGGCAUGUACAACCGCACGGCCCUUACCAACGCCUGCAUUCUCGCCGACAUGAACUUGGUCAAGCUGCUCUUUCGCGCUGCCGCCGAAGCUGGCGUCGAGCUCGCCGUGGACGUCGCCGACGCCGCCGGAAUGACGCCCAUCAUGUACGCCGCCCGUCUCUGCAACGUCGACCUUUUCCGAAUGCUCCUCGCGACCGGACGCGUCAACGCUUCAGCACGCUGCCGCAGCGGCCUCACGCCGCUUCACCACGUCAUCGAUUGCGGCGGCAUCACCGAGGAUGUUCGUGAGAAAUGCGUCGAGCUGCUCCUCCUUGCCGGCGCGGACCCUGCCGCGAGAGACCGUCACAGCCGCACGGUCUUGAGGCUGGCUACUGACCGCAACCUGGGCGAAAUCGUGAGACAGCUCCUAGCCACCGGGGAGGUUGACCCGGACGCCGAGGAAGCGUAUGGACGGCUGGAAACUGCGAGGGGCUUGGCCAGGCGCAGGUCCCGUCGCAACUUGACCCGCAUGUUUGAGCUCUACACGGCGCGUAGGCUGCGUGUGUCCGUCCAACUCACCUACCACUGA